UCCGGGAACCAAAAUAAAAAAGUUCGUAUCGUCACUAAAUAUUCUCAUCACGUUCUUCCAUGUUAUUUUGAUUAAAUAAUGUUGAAAUGGCCGGCAAUCCUUUUGUUGAGGAAAUCGAUGCAAAUGAAAUAAAGUUCGAGGGGAUUGUCGGAAAAGGUUCGUUUGGUACCGUAGUCAAAGGAAAAUGGCGAAAUAUAGAUGUUGCUGUCAAACUCAUCCAAACAGACCAAGAAAAGAAAGCAUUUAUUGUUGAAGUGAAGCAGUUAUCUAGAGUGGAUCAUUGUAAUAUUGUUAAGCUACAUGGAGCUUGUACAAAGGGACCAGAAGUAUUUUUGGUUAUGGAGUACGCAGAAGGUGGAUCAUUAUAUAAUGUCUUGCAUUGUAUGAAGCAAGUUGAGUACACUGCUGCUCAUGCCAUUAGUUGGCUUCUUCAGACAGCAAGUGGAGUUGCCUAUCUCCACAAUAUGAAACCGAGGCCUUUAAUACACAGAGACCUAAAGCCUCCAAAUUUGCUUCUGAUUAACGGAGGUACUGUUUUAAAAAUCUGUGAUUUUGGUACAGCUUGUGAUAUGCAGACAAACAUGACAAACAGUAAGGGAAGUGCUGCCUGGAUGGCUCCUGAAGUGUUUGAAGGAUCUCAGUAUAGUGAGAAAUGUGAUGUCUUCAGCUGGGCUAUCAUUUUAUGGGAAGUUUUAUCCCGAAAAAAGCCUUUCCAUGAUGGUGAAGGUGCUACAGCUUUUCGUAUCAUGUGGGCUGUACAUAACGGUAAACGACCUCCUUUAAUACAAGGAUGUCCAAAACCCCUAGAAGACCUUAUGGUUAGGUGCUGGGAUAUGUGUCCAUCAGUUCGUCCAUCAAUGACUGAAGCAGAAAAUGAAAUUGGUAAAAUCUUCCAACUGCUGAAAGGAGCUGAUCAGCCAAUAACAUUCCUGCCUCAGGAAUCGAAUGUAACUAUGGAGACAUCUUCAUCUAUUAUGACUGGUGCCCAUAGGAAUGGCACUGGCAGCUCAGGUUCUAAGACUGUCCUACCUGAAAAAGCUGAAAUGCUGACUACCUCAAAUAUUGUAAAUACUUCAGAUACUAAUUUUUUGAAUGUUGAAGAUGCAGGAGAAAAAUAUGUAAAAGACAUUAAAAAGAGGCGUUCAGCUGAUUUCAGUAAUACAGAUGUGAAACUUCCUUCAAAUUUAGGUCACAGACGUACUGGGUCUUGUGAUUCACCUUGCGUGAAAGCAGCUGAACCUAGGCCUGUUACAAAUGUAGGUGAAAUUUUGAAUGAAGUGCCAAGUACUAGUGAAAGAAGAAGAGAUAGUUAUGUUAUGAAUGAAAGAAUGAAUGAAGUGCCACAUGGCGGACAAUAUUUCCUUAUUCUGGAGCCAAGGUUGCAGCCAUUACAACCUAUACAAAACUGCCAAGAAUCCAAAGAAAUAUAUGACAAGCAUUUAGCACUUGCUAGGGAGCUCAUUUGCUAUCGAAGCGAAAUAGCUUUGUUGACAGAAAGGAGGGAUGAGUUGAAGUCUCAGUUACAAGACAGAGACAAUUCUUCCACUUAUAUUGAAGAAUAUGUUCACUUGAAGAAGGAAAAAGAAGGUUUGCUAGAGCUCCGACAGAACUUGAAGCGGCAGCUGGAGAUCAUAAGAAGCAAACAGCAAGGAAAAGAUAAAGCAAAUGGAGAUGAGUGGGUCAUGGUUUGAUGGGGGGCUGGGAAUGAAAAUUUGUGUGCAUGGAAUGUAUAGAAUUUUGUGUGUGUUUCUCUCAAUUACUCAAAAUUGUAUGAAACGUGAUUGCUUAGUUUCAACUGAUUCUUCAAAAAUCUGCUUAGCUGAAAAGCUUACUGAAGUGCUGAUUUAGCAAGUCGGAAUGUAACAACUUCAAUUUUAAUGGUUCACAACCCAGCCACAUAUAGUCUAGUGGGUAGACCGCUGUCUUUCGCCUAGAGCAGUGGUUAUCAACCAGGUCACUACUGAGGACCACUUGGUAGUGGAAAAAAAUCCUGACUAAUGCUGUUUUUAUUCAAAUGUGGAAUUCAAUUUUCUUGUGAAAAAACAGAUAAUGCGUAACAAGUAUAUUUAUUCGCUUUGAAGAGUAAACACCAUUGCAUUUUUGAGAAUAAAGGCUAAAAAUGUUUGGAAGAAUCAGCUACAAACAUGGCACAAUGCAUGUCAUACAAAAAAAAAAAAAAAAAAGAUAGAAAAGGAAAAUCUAUAUUAGUUUUGCUUUACAUUUCAGAAAAAAUGCUUACAAAUACAGUAUGACUUCGAUUUAAUGAUUCAUUUCAUUGGUCCCGAUUUAACUGCAUUGAAUGUAUAUGCUCCUCGAUUUAACAAUAACUUUUUCAGUCCCUUGACAAUCGUUGAAUCGAGGUUUACUGUACUAAUAAUUUCUAAAGGUUGCAUUUUUGUAACUGAAGGAUUUUGUGUUUGAGUUUUCGCAAAGGUUCCAUUUAAUGGAUCCACCACAAAAAUAAACAAAGAAUUAAUUUAUUAAUUAUUUAAUUAAAUAAAGCUUAAACACUCCCGGCUUCUCCACAUAAAUGUUAAAUUACUUAUACUCAGAAUGCUACAAUUUUCAAUUUGUUGAAUGCCGAAAAACUGACAUACAUUUUUAUUUAUGAGGCAUUCAAAAUUGUUUUCAUAAUUUUUAUGAUUUUCAUAUAAGUUUUUCUAUUAAAGAACUUUUCUUCUCCUUGCUAACAGUGACUUUUUCUCAAAUUUUGUUUGCCAUAUUGAUAUUGUUUUCAUCAUUGCUGUAAUCAGAAAAAAAUAUUUUGGAGGACACACCUCUUUUUAUAAAGUGGAUGUCAUUGUUUAAAAUUUUUUUAUUUUGCUUAAAAAACUCGGUUUUGGAUUCCUCGUGCUAUUUUUAAUUCAAAAAACAGGUUUUUUUAGUACUUUAAAACCUAGUACAUUAAAUUUGCAUAAUUUUUACUAUAAUAAAUCCAAUAUUUUGGGGACUGUCGCGCCCCCCCCCCCCCCCCCGAACUACAUUUAAAGCACUUAUUUUCACAAGCCCUAAUUUUUGCCAAGACGGGUAGUAGUAGUCCUAUAUUUCCUAUAUUUUCAAAACAAUUAAAAGUGUCCUAUAUUUCCUACAUUUUUAGCAAUUGUCCUAUACUUCCUAUUUUCUCAUAGUUUGUUUCAUAUAUUUUUAGAAAAAAAUGACCUUAGAAAAUCUUUUAGGUCACACUUUCUUUCAAAGCUUGACAAAAAAUAAUUCAAGGCUGCUAAAAAAAAUAUGAAGACAUCAGUGAUUUCGAGAAUUUUAUAUGAACAAAAAAGUUGAAAAAUUACUCUUGAAAACAUAUUUUACAAGGUUUAUAUUUUCAAAAUUGCAACCGGUUCCCGAAAAUGAGGGUUUUUACAGUAUGUGAACUGUCAUAAAGUAGCCUUAUUAAAAUGUGUCAUAAAUCUGUAUAUUGACUAACGAAGAUAAUAGAAGCAUUGGGAUAUGAGUUAAACAAAAGAAAGAUCUUUAUCGUUAUUAAUGUCUUAGCAUUGUCUUUAAAUUCAGCAUUUUGUUACGGGAAAAAUAUCGGUUCAUUGUAAUUUCAAUAUAUUUCCAGUGCCAGGUGCCUUAAGUAUAAUGUUGUCUUGUAAAAUUUAAGAGGAUAUUUAUGCUUUACAAUCUCAAAAAAUCUUUCGAGGGUGAAUAGCGUUCAAGCAUGACUUGUAUGAGCAAAUGUGAUGUGUUAGUAUGAGAAAUAACGCAGUGCUCAUCAUUGAUUGUACAUAUCUGUUUUAAAUUUAUCAUAACUAAUUUUUACUGCAUUCAGUUGUAUGUGAGAUAGCUGUUUGCUUAUAUCUUGUAGAUGGUACAAAGUUGUUUUCUUGAUGAAUUAUCUAAAGUAAUUAUCAAUUGUUGAUUGUUAUUGAAUUUAAUGUUAAAUACCUAUGUACAGUCUGUUUCGUACUUGAAUAAAUAUUU
Molecule: messenger RNA, 3921 nt
Organism: Uloborus diversus
Lineage: Eukaryota; Metazoa; Arthropoda; Arachnida; Araneae; Uloboridae
Product: mitogen-activated protein kinase kinase kinase 7-like
Exons: 17
Coding region: 87-1691 (534 amino acids)
Biological process (GO): JNK cascade; positive regulation of canonical NF-kappaB signal transduction; protein phosphorylation
Molecular function (GO): ATP binding; MAP kinase kinase kinase activity; magnesium ion binding
Source: RefSeq, a predicted model, not a curated record